Diuraphis noxia (Russian wheat aphid) is the source of this 516-nucleotide messenger RNA. RefSeq lists its product as uncharacterized. NCBI's taxonomy places the organism in Eukaryota, Metazoa, Arthropoda, Insecta, Hemiptera, Aphididae. The record is from RefSeq and is a predicted model, not a curated record.
AUGCUUGUCACAAAWCUGGAAUACAUUUUUAUAUUAAAAUUACUUUUGUUUUGGGUUACUGUUACUUUAUGGGAUACACAAGCUACUACUUUUAAUGCUGAUGAAGGAGAUAUUAUGGCAAUACUAAGAGGAAAAAUUAUUGAUUACAACAAUGUCAAUAAAAUAAGGGUGUCUUCUGGAUCUUCUAAAAUCAUGAUUAAUCCAGAUUGGAAUGAAACCUCAGAUCUCCAAAGUUGGUACAACACAUUUGAUAAAAAAGAACUUUUAAAUUUAUCCCAAGUGUCAAUUGGUUCUCAAGAAUUAAAUAUGUUUGAAGUUCCUCAAAGUAAUAGAAAUAAAACUAUUAACGAACAUAUUUUGCAUCAAAACAAAAUCGAUGAUGAUUUUAUGUCUAAAAGAUUAUUGGAGUUGAAAGAUGAAAAACAAAAGAUCAAAACUGAAAGACUUGAUUUAAAUUUUAAGAGACAACGACUUUCAAUUGAAAGAGAAAGUAUUAAAAGUCGUUUGGGAAACUAA